GCCCAAAGGAUCGAGUCCGGAGGAUCGAGGCCGGUGUGUGUGUGUGUGUGUGUCUACAACGUGUCGGUCUCGGCCCUGGAAUGAUCGAGGAGUCCGCUCAUCGGAGACGGACACCGGGGGAAGGACUCACACUGUCCCGGGACAACUGUUACAGCUCCGAGCGGCGGGUUAUUAUCCCCGAUCACCGGCGGUAAUGACCGGUAAUGACGGCUCGCGGUGCGGCUCGUGUGUCCCUGUCAGCCGGGGGAUGGUGCCGAGGAGCGCGCGGUGCUGUGGAGGAAUCCUGAGCACACACCACGGAUAAUACGUGACGAGACAGUGACAUUACUGGGGAGGUGCGCCAUGUUCCCGAUGCACCUGCACCUCCAGGAAAUGAACGGGGAUCCUGAGCAUUGACGGUCAUAGUAUUUAUCAACCUGCUUUACCUUCCCUGCUACAACAACCACAUGUGCGACCAUUCUCCACCAGCCUGAUCACUGCUGCCUCAACCUCGUCUUUAAGCCAAUGAAUCAAAUGCCAUUGUAAGGACCCGUGUCACGAGGAGCUCGACACCGCAUCAGAUGCUUUUAUUUUGACACGAGUGUCUUUUCUUUACACUGAGGACCAAGGUGUCUUCAUCCAUCCUUUAGAGGGGUGCUGGAGUUGAUCCCAGCUCACAUUGGGUGAGAGGUGGGAUACAUUUUGGACCGGUGCACGCCCAAUUAACCUAACCCCAAUCUGCAUUUCUUAAUACUGUGGGAGGAAGUGAAAAACUCCACAAAGAAAGACCCCAGCCCUACUGUGGUCAAACUGCGACUAACCACCGUGGUGCCCCGGUGUCUUCAUGUGACAGCUAAUACAAUAUUCCUCCCCACCUAAAUCCUCAUUAACCUGUGGAAUGCUCGAUCUCAAGAUGAAGGAGACGUGUCGCAUUUGUGGCCGGGAGCUCUGCGGCAACCAGAGGCGAUGGAUCUUCCACCCCGCCCCCAAGCUCAACCUCCAGGUGCUGCUGUCCCAUGCCCUGGGGCAAGAGCUGACCCGGGACGGCAGAGGGGAGUUUGCCUGUUCCAAGUGCAUCUUCAUGCUGGACCGCAUGUACCGCUUCGACACGGUUAUCGCCCGCGUGGAGGCCCUGUCCAUCGAAAGGUUGCAGCGGCUCCUGCAGGAGAAACAUCGGCUGAGGCAGUGCAUCGGUGGACUCUACCGGAAAACUAACUCAGAAGAGGGAGCAGUUACAGUUGCUGGAGGUAAUGAAGUGCCAGGCGAGGGCAUGGUGGACAUUUCGGGUCUCACUCAUGCAAAGUACUGUGCCCUGCUGCAGGAUGACCUGGUCUACUCUUUGUACGAGUCCUGGGCUGACGACAACCCAGACUGUCAACAACACCACCACCCACAGUGUCCUGCAGGACCAGGGUCAGAGAUUACAGUCGCAGGCUCACAGCGCUGUUUGCCCGGCACUCCCAGGAGAUGUCGAGGAUGUUCCCACUGGCGGGUGGCAGACUCUGACUAUGAAGCUGUUUGUAAGGUGCCCAGGAAGUUGGCAAGGAGCAUUUCAUGCGGGCCAUCCACCAGAUAUUCAGCCAGUUUUAUUGGAGUAGGAGCUGGUGGAGAAAAAGACCUAGAAAGUGUUGACGAUUCAGAAGAGCAUCCUUCCUCUCUCACUCUGGUCCCCGGUUCUCAGGACCCCUCGAGGACAUCAGACAGUGAUCGAACCCUGGCCGGACGUAUCAGCUCCAGCCUCUCUGUAGCAUCCCUGGAGACGGCUGAGGACUACCUCCAGCCUGGGGCCAUAACAGAUGGUCCUCUGAGGUCCCCCAAGGACCCCAUAGAUGACCAGUUAUUUGACUCCCUCUCUGAGGAGCACAUGGGAGCCCCACAUGGUCAAGUCUCACCUGGGCCCAGCCUCUCUACGGCCCUCUGUUUUCUGCAGAGCUGUGCCAUCUACAGGCCAGUCCGGAGCUCUAAGGGAAGCAAGCUGCCAGUGCUCCUCCGGAAGAGCUCCAGUAACGGAGCCAUGAGGCUGGGAUUCUCUGAUUCUGUCCUCGGAAUGCCGUAUGGAACUCCAGACAGAGAAAGUUACAUCCUGAUGUCAACACCUGAGCUGGAGACCCCUCUGACCAGACUGAAUCAGAACUUCAACCUGACUGAUGUGGAGGAUAUAUUAGAAGAUCUGUACAAAGAGUAUCCUCGCCCACCUCCUCACCAGAGCCUUGUUGAGGAGCAGCAAAGCCAGCUGAACCAGUAUGAGUGUGCGGCCGGUCAAUGUGUCAACGAGCUGCAGAAGGCCCAGCUCCACGUUCAGUCUCUGCAGGCCAAGAUCCACGAGAGCGAGGCCAACAAUAUGAGGCUGCAGGAGAACCUGAAAGAGAUGGAGUUUGAGCUGCGUUCACUUCGCCAGGCGGCUCAGAGUCAAGAAAGAACCAUCCAGGACCUGUCCGAGUCAAUGAGCACAAAAGACAGUGAGGCUCAGGAGCUGUAUCAGAUGAUUGAAGGGCAGAACGCCACCCUGUGCAAGCUGCAAGAAAUAGUCCACCGCAACCAGCUCACUCAACGCAAGGUUCAGGAGGGGGCCAGCGAGUCCUUGACACUCGCCCAUCUGCAGAAUGAGCUGGUGGGGGUGCAGAGCUCCCUGUUCUCCCUCGGUCUGGAACUGGAGGCCAGCCAGAGGAGUCUCAGACAGAACCAGCGGCAAGGGGACGACUUGGAGAGGUUCAAGGACAGACUGAACUCUGAUCUGCAGGAGGCGCUGCAGCACCGGGAGGUCACCGAAAAACACAACCAGGACCUGCGCUGUGCCCUCCAGAAAACCCGCUGUGAGCUUCAGGCUAAAGAAGCAGCGCUGAAGGCGAGCGAAGCUGAGAAGCUCACUGUGGUGCUGGAAAAAGAAAGAGGCCUCGAACAGCUCAAACACUGCCUGAAGGACAAGGAGCAACAGUUAGAGGACUACUCAGACAUGUUGGAUUCAACCGCAAGCUCCAAAUCAAGAGAUGCUCUGCUGGAGAAACUAAAAGAGCGUAUUAAAGACAGAGACAGAGCUCUGGAGCGCUCCAUUGAUGACAAGUUCCGCAGUGUGGAGGAGCGCGAGGCCCAGGUGAGGGGGCUGCAGCUGGCUCUCAGGGAGAAGGAGCGAGACUCGGAGAGGCUGAGCUGCAUCCUGUCCAACAACGAAGAGACCAUCACGAGUCUGGACGGUUUGGUGCGAGGCAAAGAGCUGGAGCUGGAGCAGGCGGCCGAGGCCUACAGGAACCUCCAGUGGCUGAAGCAGCAGAGUGAGGAGAAGGAGAGAAACACUCUGAGAGAAAAGGAGACCAUCAUCAACCAGCUGCAGGCGGCCCUGCAGAGCCGCAGCCAGGAGGCUCAGGAUCUGACAGCCGCCCUCGUUGCCCGAGUGCAGGCCGGUCCCACGGAGGUUGUGGAGGAGCUGAAGGCUCGGCUGGUGCUCAAAGAGAAACUGUUCCAGGAGCUGCUGUCAGACCGCACCCGCCUGUCGAGUGAACACCAAGCACGGGUCCAGGAUCUGUUCAACACUCUGAGCUCCAAAGACCAGUAUCUGCAGGAUUACUCCUACAGACUGUCCUUAGUGAUCAAUGAGCGGAGCGGCCAGCUGCAGGAGCUACGCAGACAGAUGUUGCUACGAGAGCAGGAGCUGCACGAGCUGAGACGGGACAAGGAGAGGGAGAUGGGAGGAGAGAAGGAGCACCUGCAGAGUCUGCUCAAAGAGAAGGAAGCUUUUAUCAAGGAGCUGAUGCAGGGUCAGGAAGAGGCAAUGCAGCUGUCUUCUAAAGAGAGUGAGGCAGAGAUGAAGACCCUCCAGGAGGAGCUGCAGCUGGUCCUGAGGAAGGAGAGAGAGGCUCAGGAGGAGCUCUCUGCUCUGCGUUUGUCUUUAGCUCAGCAGCAAGUCGAAGGAGUGGCCACAAAAGACGUCUCUGAUCCCCAAGGUGUGCUGGAGCAGCUUGUCUCAGAGUACAACAAGCUGAAUGAUGCCCUGAGGGCAGAGAAGAGAUUAUACCAAAAUCUCAUGCACAUGCACACCAAGAGUGACAGCAGCUCAGAGGCGAGGCAGGCCCUCCACACUGAGCUCGACUCGGUUCAGGCGCUGCGUGGACAGCUGGAGGAAGUGCUGGCCAGGACCCGUAGCAUGGCGUUGGUGCUGGAAAGGGCGGCCAAACGGCAGCCCGACUUUGGAGAGCUCAGCACAGAGGAGGAGGAGGAAGGAGACGCUGAAGAUGGCAGCAGUGACGAGUUCUCGGACAGCAUAGAGGAGGAUGAGGAUAAAGUGACGGCGAAAAGUUUGUCCUCCGUUCAGGCUUCUGUGACGUCUCCUGAAGCCGAGGCUGUGACUGCAGGGCUGGUGAGGGCUUCACUGUCCCAGGGAGCUGAUCUAAAGCAGCUCGAGGAAGAAAAGAAGACACUCGAAGUCCAGCUCGAGGAAAUAAAGUCCCAGCUGGAAAGGGAUGGAUACACAUCUGUGGCCCAGAUGAGGAGUGCAGUGCAGAGGCUGCAGGAGGAGAACCAGGCUUUGAAAGAAGGAAAAGCUGGAGCCUUGGGACUGAGGACAAACACAAAGGAGAGUCACAGAAGCCAGAACUGGGAAGUAGAGGAAGAGGAGGACGAAGAGGAGGACAUCGAGGAGGACAUUCAGGAGGACGAGGAGGAGGAGGAGGAGGAAGGUGAAGAGGAGGGGAAGUGUUCGGUGCUGGUUGGGAAGCGAGGUCCUCCGUGUGUUAAUGUGAGUGAGGAGCAGGGGAAGAGGCGCUGCACAAGGCCAUGCUCCCUGGACCUCGGCACGCUGACAUCCCAUCAUUACACACACCAGGAGGUGGAGCCUGAUGGUGACAGCAGCGAGGUGGGAGCGCCCUGGCAGGAUGUAGACGAGGGUCUCGGCGAGCAGACGGCCCGCCUGCGCUCGGACCUGGCUCUGAGCCACCAGGAAAACCGAGAGCUGCAGGAGAGACUGAUGGUGUCUGAGGCCACGGUCCACGCUCAGGCGGAGCAGCUGAAGGACUACAGAGAUCUGCUCACGGAGACGUCGGUGCAGCAAGCCAAUAAGCAGGUGCAGGUGGAUCUUCAGGAUCUGGGUUAUGAGACGUGUGGUCGCAGUGAGAACGAAGCUGAAAGAGAAGACACCAGCAGCCCCGAGUUUGACGAUCUGGAGAUGUGCACGUCACUGUCCCAUCAUCAGGACUAUGAUGGUGCAGGCAGCAGCUGGUUCGCUGGUAACUGCAGUAGUAACAGAGGAACUUAUGAAAUGGGGGAUGACGCCUCUGUCCAAAAUCUGGUCCUGGAUCUGCGCUCACAGCUGACCCGCUGCCAUAAAGUGAUCCGUGGGCUGCAGCUGCGUGUGCGCUCCCUGUCUGCCACCAGCGACUACGCUUCCAGUCUGGAACGCACACCCCGAAAGGUGAACUGGGCCUUUGAGAAGUCACCAGCCCCCAGCGGCGUUGAGGAGGAUGAGGGCUGGAUGUCUGACACCCAAGGGAUUCGCUCAGGGCCCAAACCCAGCAGGGAGCUGCAGGAGCUGAUGGAACGAGUCACGUCACUGGAGGCACAACUGAAGAGCUCCAGACUGGAGGGGAAAGACCAAGCAGAAGAGAAAUGUGCCACCUGGCCUGGGAAGUACAACUCUCUGAUCCAGGCUCAGGCUCGUGAGCUGUCCCACCUGAGGCAGAGGACGAGAGAGGGGCAGGGGGUCUGCCAUAUCCUCACCCAGCACCUGGGGGACACCACUAAGGCCUUCGAGGAGCUGCUGCGAGCGAACGAUAUUGAUUACUACAUGGGUCAGAGCUUCAGAGAGCAGCUGGCACAGAGCUCUGCCCUGGCACAAAGAGUGGUCACCAAGAUCAGCGGACGCGACCGAGCAGAUAGCCAUGAUGACAAAGCGGGCCACGAGCUGCUCGCCCUGAGGCUGAGUAAAGAGCUGCGGCAGAAAGAUAAAAUCAUUGAGUCGCUUCACACCAAGCUGCAGGAGCGUCCUGAGACCCCGUCCAGCUGCCACGCCCUCUCCGAGACCACCGACCAAUCAGACAGGACCUCCUUGGUGUCCGACGACUGCAGGACCAAUGAGGACCUGGACCUGUGCUCGGAUUUAGACAGCAGAGAGUAUCAGGAGGAGCACCGGCUGCAGCAGCCAGGACACGGAUCAGAACCAGACGUCCGUCCAUCUUUCCCUCCUCCUCAUGGCCUCCUCAAGUCCUCCAGCAGCUGUCCCAACAUGCAUUGCUAUGCCCCUGUGGCUUGGACCAGUCAGACCUCCAGAGGCUUUGCACUUCCCCAUGACAAGACCCUGUUCACCCCCUUCAACAACCACAGCCAGCACGACCACUCCAGCUACAGCCUGCUUUCCCAUCAUGCCUUUCAACAGCACCAGCUGGGUGGCAUCCCUGAAGGCCACCCUCUUAAAUCUGACUCAGGUCCAGUGUCAGGCGGGAAUUUGUGGGACAUGGAGAACCUGGUUCAGCAAGCUGGAAGCUUUCCUGGAUCAUCCGGGCACCAGCCAGGAAGCAGCCACACAGGGGUGAAUUUGAUAGAGGAGCACCUGCGGGAGGUGAGGUGUCUCCGUCAGCGUCUUGAAGAGUCCAUCAGGACAAACGAGAGGCUCCGCCAGCAGCUGGAAGAGAGACUGGCCAGCAGCGGGCGAGACGGAGGGGCACCAACAAACAUCUACAUUCAGGGACUGGAUACAGUUCCUCAACUGUCCAACGAGAUCAGAGUCCUGAAGCAAGACAACCUGGUUCUCCAGUCUCGCCUGCAGGCCAGCACAGGUACAGAAUCUGAAAUCCAACUGAAGCCUUCUCCUUUGUUUUUCUUUGUAUGUGUGUUAACUCGUGUGGACUCUCCUCGUCCCUCAGACACGUGUGAGGAAGUUGUACAGUUGCGUGAGGCCGUGUUUACCGCACGGGCCCGUCUGAAGCAGGCGGAGCUGGAGGCCGAGCAGUGGAAGGAGGAGCUGAGACGCCUUCAGACUCACAGUCAGGAGCAGGGACAGCAGAUACACACAAUGAGACAGGAGCGACAGGACAGUCAGGAGAGAACCAACAGGCUCCAGCAUGAGGUCUGUCUCCUGCAGCAGCAGCUAUGUGAGAGCAGGGAGCUCAUCCACUCACUGCAGAGUGAACUGCAAGUUUACGAUCGAGUGUGUUCCAGCGCAAAGGCCAGCAAAGGCUACCUGCGUGAGCUCCCAGGUCUACCAGUGGAGCUGGGGGAGCUGCUGGGGGAGGUGAGGAGUCUGCGGGCACAGCUGCAAACCAGCGUCCAGGAGAACAGCGCCCUCAAACAACUGGAGCUCCACAAGCAGCUGGAGCAGAAGCUGGGUGCCGGCUCCCCUCGGAUGCCCUCCCUCUCUGCCCUCACCGCCAGCCCUCAGAGAGAAAACUUCUACAGACGUCAGCUGCUGCACGAUCCAGCUCCGUCUCCACCGGUCAGGGACAUUGGUCUGUUUAACUGUGGAUCGCCCGGUCCUCCCUACUCAGACCUGGACGACAGCCAUAGCACUGCUAAUGCAGAUACUCUGGACCCUCACUCUGAGCUUGAGGGGGAGGCCCCCGACGGAUCAUUUGCAAACCGAAACGGCCGCCACACCAUCGGUCAUGUGGACGACUUCAGCGCUCUGCAGCAGCAAGUCCUCGAGGGUCGGAGCCUCGUCCAGCGCAUGGAGACGACCCUGCAGGCCUGCCUGGGCCCGCCGCUGGAGAGCCACGAGAAACAGAGCGGUGAACUGGUUCUGGAUUAUGGAUACGUGAAGAGUCUGCUGUCCAACACCAGGACGCUGAGGCAGAUCCUGGAGGAGUCGUUGUCUCUGCUGAAGAUGUUCUGGAGAGCAGCUCUGCCCAGCACUGAUCCCUCCGUCCACAACCUCAAGAAGGAGCAGUGUAUGCACGAAGAGAUCUUGUCCUUGAGACUGCGGAUGUCGGAGCAGGAGGAGGUUCUAAAGGGGACGGUUCAGAGACUGAGGAGCACCAGCCGCACCAAGGAAAACAUGGAGCACUUCAUAGUCAAUCAGUUGUCGAGGACUCGAGAUGUGCUGAAGAAAGCAAGGACAAAUUUAGAGAAGAAUGAGCUGAGACUUUCCUCUCUAAGCUCCUCCUCUUCCUCUCCUUAUGCUGCUGAGGACCCAGGAGGUGCUGCCAGAGUAUGGCCUGCUGAUCGCGGUCUCCUGAAGACCAGCAGUGCCAUUCUGCGUCCGGCCACGAGAAAGCGCAGCAGCGAGUGCCUGCUUUAGACUUUCGAUAAGAACCAGCCUCAACCCUACCAGCUCUCUGACCUCUGUGCUCCAACAGCCAAGACCCCUCAAGCUCCUCCCUGUUUUCCUCCCCAGCCUUUGCCAUAAGAGUGCUUCCGUCCAUCCCUCCCUCGCCCCUCUGGGCAACACGUGCACAGCAUUAUCUGCACCUCGAGCCUUACCCCCCCCUCCCCCCCCCCCUCCCCCAACUACCACCAUGUAUGAUUGUCUAUGAGUGAUGCUGGCAGCAGUUUACCUCGUGUGUGUGUGUGACAGAAGAAGGUGUGUGAAAUGUGCCUCUGAUGGAUUCAGUGACCUAUGUCCUACUGAUGGAGCUGGUUGAAGAUGCUCUUAACACGCGGAUCUCAGUCACAAUAUAUCUUUGUUGUGACCAGACUUUUUGUUAAUCAUCGGAAUUUGGGUUAGUGCCAAAAAAUACACAACAGACAAAGAGUUUGCAUUGGAGAAUUUAGAGAAAUUUUGAGAACUGAAAGUUUAAGAGCAUCCUCUCCUGACAGCCAGACAGCCUGUGGACAGACAAGUUGUUCAUGCAUGUUCGAAAUGGCCUGUGGGGGAAUUCUGCACACAGCUCACUCAAAGACAAGACACCCUCAACCACCACUGCCACAGAAAUGUUAAUCCCCCCCCCCCCCCGGUGGCACACCUACUAAGAAGGACAUCUUCUUUUCUUUUGUGCAAAUGCAAUGCAAAGAACAAUGACGCCCACAAUGUAUCACUAGUCGACACAGUGGAGGAAUGUAGAGGAGGUGGGCGAUCACUGCUACGUAGAUUGAGUGUAGGAAGCUCAUGAAUGACAUGUCAGCCAAGGGUUGUGAACAGUAGAAGAAAAAGCCAGAGGACGGUUCCAUUUCAGUCACAAGACUCGGCCUUUCGCUCCUGACGGGGCUUUCGGCACCAAAGUGCGGCUGUAAGAGAAAACAGCCGAGUUGAAUUAAUUAAAUUCUUGAGGCUGCUUUCUGUUCAGUUGGAUGUGAUUUCUACAGAGAGGUCAAAGUGCUCAAAUGGAACCAGGCUAAACGCGUAUUCAAGCUCCUCUGUAGGAGUUCUCAUACGAGCAUGUGCAAUAAAAACGUUUUUUCUUGAAUGAUCAUGCUGCACCAGGUUAUUAUUAUGAAUAUUUCUUUGCCUGACACUGGAUUAUUAGUCACACUCAUUAUAUUACGACACUUUCAGUAUAAUGACUGUACUUUUUUUUCUGGAGUGUUGUUGCAUGAAAGAGAUUGAUAAACGGAAGAAAAAAAUCUGAGCUAUGGAACAGUGGGUUGGCCAUCCUUGCCGGAGUUUGAAAUUGGAACUCUUAUUUCACUUUGACUUGCCGUAUCCAUGCGAAUGACGAAUUGUCUAAACAAACUGUUUUUGAAGCGGAUCUAGAGCCACAGAGACGGUAACCGUUAACACACGUGGUUUGAUUAAUUUUUCGAAUUGUGCGACAAUUUGGACCAAAACUUAACAGUGGAUUUUUUCUGCUUUAGUCUUUAUGGUCUUUCUUUUUAGUUCAGGCCGUCUUAACAUUCCCAUGGUAAUGGCAAUACGGGUUAUUGAGUUCUUAUAGAUGACAAACUUUGGCAGGGUAUUGGUGUGAUCUUUGUUCUGUUAUUCACUCACUCCUAUCACUUCGAUUUAACAUUAAGUUUGAUGUGUUGUCUUGCUGUACAUUUGCCAUUUUAUGCUGUAAAUAACCGUUUUUUUCUGUAUGAGCUUCUUUUUGUGUGUGUGUGCGUGUGUGCACGUGUGUGUGCCUGAGUGUGUGAAAAAACAUCCAACAUUUGCUUUUUGCAAAGUUGAUCAUCUGGGUAGCUGUGCAAUAGCUUUAUGUAUUUUAUUUUGAUGUUAAACAUCAUUGUAUAACACGUUUGCUACAUUCACCCCCUGCGGUGUAUGAGUCAUAUGCAGUGUGUGUUAGAGGAUUGUGUCACUUUGACUCGAUUAGUCACAUAGAUAGGAAAUCCUCAGCAAAGCCUUUGUGACAUGUCACAGUGUUGUUCACAGAUAACAAAGCUCUGGUUAAUGUUGCUUUGCUCGCCUUUAAAUUUAGCCCCAGAGCUUCUACAGCCUGCUCUCAGUGGUAGAAUUGGCCUUGAACUAGUGCUUGUCUAUCUGGAAUCUGCCAAUUUAGGUUUUAUUUGCGCUCAAGUCCUCUGAAAAAGACUAAAGAUGCCAAGUAUUUCAAUAGCUUCAUAUUUCCUAACGAAAUUAAUGAAGUUAAAGGGAAAAUGUUUUAAAGAUUUGUCUACUGUAAAAAAAAACAACAGAAAAGCCAAUGACUGGAUCGAUUGUGAAACGCUGGAUCCACAAAGCACCUUUUUAGAGCGUAAACAAAGCCUUAUUGCUAUUUAAUAAGAAGGGAAUCAAACGGCAGUUUGAAACGAUGUUUUGCUGGUCCUGAGUUGCGUAUGUAUAUACAGCUUUUUGAUUGGUGCAGCUUUUAUGUGAAUUGAAAGCAGAUUUUCCUGAUUUGUUGUAAAAUGAACUAGAAAGCCGAUGCAGGACAUAUAUGGAUCCUGUCUCUGAUGACAGUUAACAGCGUGUUGAGUAUUAGCAAUGAAAGAUUUUGGGACGAAUAAAUAAACUACUUAAAAUCUU
Platichthys flesus (European flounder) is the source of this 10801-nucleotide messenger RNA. RefSeq names its product myomegalin-like. Lineage: Eukaryota; Metazoa; Chordata; Actinopteri; Pleuronectiformes; Pleuronectidae. The record is from RefSeq and is a predicted model, not a curated record. The transcript has 38 exons. Gene Ontology annotation, molecular function: zinc ion binding. Gene Ontology annotation, cellular component: microtubule organizing center; nucleus. The coding region runs from base 878 to 8197 and encodes 2439 amino acids.